Molecule: messenger RNA, 489 nt
Organism: Solanum tuberosum (potato)
Lineage: Eukaryota; Viridiplantae; Streptophyta; Magnoliopsida; Solanales; Solanaceae
Exons: 2
Coding region: 1-489 (162 amino acids)
Source: RefSeq, a predicted model, not a curated record
AUGAAGGGUGUGAUGAGGUUUGGGAAGAAGGGCACGCUUAACCCUAGAUUCAACGACCCUUUUGAGAUUUUGAGUCGAGUGGGAAAUGUGGCUUAUAAGUUUGACUUGCCACCUAGCUUGUCAGUUGUGCAUCAUAUGUUUCAUAUCUCCAUGCCUCGAAAGUAUGUGCUAGAUAAUUCUCAUGUGCUUUCUCUUGAUUCAGUUGUGUUGGAUCCAGAUUUGUCAUUUGAGGAGGAGUCUAUAACCAUCCUGGAUAGGCAGAUUCGAAAGCUUAGGACGAAGGAGAUUGCUUCAGUGAAGGUGCAGUGGAAGCACCAUUCAGUUGGUGAGGCAACUUGGGAGAAGAAGUCUGACAUAGGUGCCAGAUAUCCUCAUCUUUUCGAGGCUUCAGCCUAUGGAUUGACUUUGAUCAACAUUCGGGGUUUGGAUGUUCGAAUCGAAUUUCCAACAGCUUCGUUGGAUUUAGGCGUGAUUUUAGGCAUAUUGUAA